Molecule: messenger RNA, 1776 nt
Organism: Dufourea novaeangliae
Lineage: Eukaryota; Metazoa; Arthropoda; Insecta; Hymenoptera; Halictidae
Exons: 7
Coding region: 44-1690 (548 amino acids)
Biological process (GO): cobalamin transport
Molecular function (GO): cobalamin binding
Source: RefSeq, a predicted model, not a curated record
GAACAGCAAGUGAACGGUUAAAGAGUACAUCGUAGUAUACUUUAUGUGUAUCGUCAAGACUUGGAUAAAAAUGUGGGGAAGAGUUAAUAUGGCAGCUCUGAUGGCAGUUCUUUUCUCGGUAUGCAUCCUCGACUCGGUUCGUUGUGAAGGAAGCAUUGCCGAGGUUGGUUCAAACGACAUAGAAGCGGAGAGUAUCCUGGAACGUGGUACUGCGUGGCUGUGGAGUCAGCGCGACAAGGAUGCCGGUUGGGGAAACGAUACUCAUCGAGUUUUGUUAGUUAUACGAUUGGGUAACCUGUCGCGAGAGGAUAACGUCGCACCCGCGAUACCUCUUGAAUUACAACUGAGUAGCAAGCAAAUGGAGCUGGAAAUAGUGCUUCUACUCUGGAGGCACAGAGAAAUUAAUUUUUCUCCGGUGCGAUUGGCGCGUUAUACCCUAACAUUAAACGCCAUGUGUACGGAUCCGAGAGAAUUUCAUGGCCACGAUCUGAUUGGAACGCUGCAACAUCACGAACCACCCACCGACUAUGAGUUUGCUCUUACAACUUUGGCGGCGUGUAACGCGCAAGCUCACGUACGAAAGCGAACGAUACGUCGGUUACUGGAUAUCGCGAACGCUGCACAGGAUCAUAACGUUGAUACCGUCGCGAUGGUGAUCCUAGCAUUGAAGUGUAUCGUUCAGGAUCACAGACACCGUAAUCUUCAUCAUUUCGUGCGUAAACCGUCGAUCGGUUUAGCGCAACAGCAAAGAUUGGACGGUAGUUUCGGUGAUUUACGAACAACGGCUCUGGUAAUGCAAGCUCUCGAGGAAGCGGAAAACGAGCCCACGGAUAACUGGAAUCGAUCCGCCGUUUUGGCAUGGUUAACCAGCCAGCAACGAGCCGAUGGUUCUUUCGGGGGUGACGUUCGCGCGACUGCCGAAGCACUUCUUGGCGUGACACCGCGCGGUUUGGCGAGCAUCAGGACUCUCGAUUGUGGUCAAGGACUCGCAGAUACCUCACCACCGCGACUCACUACUACUGUCGGUAAUGGUAACGUCAACAGUAAUGAGCCAACAAUUUCGAGUAAUCAUAGCGAAACGAUCGCGUCAGCUACGGUUGGAAGCAACGGAAAUCUAGCGAGUGUUGGGAAUGGUGACGGUACGUCUGGAAAUAAUGGAAAUAAUGGGAAUAAUGGGAAUAAUGGGAAUAAUGGGAAUAAUGAGAAUAACGGGAAUAACGGGAAUAACGGGAAUAACGGCAACAACGGCAACAACGGCAACAGGGGAAACAUCGUGGGGAAUCUGUUCAACGCGAGUAAUACGGAUAACGGCAUGAUCGUUGGUACCACAGCGCCGAUCAUGGUGAAUGUUUCUUACACUCUGUGGGUCGGCAGCAACGUGAACGAGACGUACAAUUUGACGGUGAACGCUCCUAAAAACGAAACCUUUUACGAGGUAAUGCUUCUUGCCGCAGAAAUGUCACCGCAUUUUCAGUUCAUUGCAUCGGAAUGGCCGAAUGGGCAUUACGUCCACACGAUAGCCGGCUAUAAGGAGGAACCAAUGUCCUAUCACUACUGGCUGCUCUAUCGACUCACUACACCGCCUGAUCCGUCUAUGCCACCGGGCAAUCAACUGGUUGCCCCCGGAGGUGUCGAUGAUCUGCAAAUCAGCGAGGGCGAACAUUAUCUCUUCUGGUAUAAGAAACUAUAAAGAGCAACGAACCAUCGACGUUUAAUCGAAACAGUUUUGAAACAUAGACGAAGAAAAUAUCGCGCGAGCGUAACCGAACAAACGGA